This is a messenger RNA of Lethenteron reissneri (Far Eastern brook lamprey), 2742 nucleotides long. RefSeq names its product protein Wnt-5b-like. The record is from RefSeq and is a predicted model, not a curated record. Gene Ontology annotation, biological process: multicellular organism development; canonical Wnt signaling pathway; neuron differentiation. NCBI's taxonomy places the organism in Eukaryota, Metazoa, Chordata, Hyperoartia, Petromyzontiformes, Petromyzontidae. Gene Ontology annotation, cellular component: extracellular region. Gene Ontology annotation, molecular function: cytokine activity; frizzled binding.
CAACCACGUGCCCCCCCAACUCACCUGGCAUUAGCCGAGUGCCAGUCGAGGCGCAUAGCAGAGCCAGAAGAAGCGGUGCUGCUGAUGAUGCUUCUGCUGCUGCUGAUGCUUCUGCUGCUUCUGCUGCUGAUGAUGCUGAUGGUGCUGCUGAUGCUGCUGCUGAUUAUUUUGCUGCUGCUGAUAUUGCUCCAGCUGAUCAUAUUGUACCAGCUGAUGAUGUUGCUGCUGAUGAUAUUGCACCAGCUGAUGAUGUUGCUGCUGAUGAUAUUGCACCAGCUGAUGAUGAUGAUACUGCACCAGCUGAUGAUGUUGCUGAUGAUAUUGCACCAGCUGAUGAUGAUGAUACUGCACCAGCUGAUGAUGAUACUGCACCAGCUGAUGAUGAUGAUACUGCACCAGCUAAUGAUGUUGCUGCUGAUGAUUUUGCUGCUGAUGAUGAUGUUGCUGCUACUGAUUACGAUGUUGUUGCUGCUGAUUAAUGGUUAUGCAUGCCAAUGAUGAUGGUGCUUCUGCUGAUGGUGCUUCUGAUGAUGAUGAUGAUGAUGUUCCUGCUAAUAAUGGUGAUUCUAAUGAUGAUGAUGCUGAUGAUUAUUUUGCUGCUGAUGAUGAUUAUGCUGCUGAUGAUUAUUUUGCUGCUGCUGAUGAUUUUGCUGCUGAUGAUUAUUUUGCUGCUGAUGAUUAUUUUGCUCCUGAUGAUGAUGGUGCUGCUGCUGAUUAACUUGCUGCAUCUGCUGCUGAUGAAAUUGCACCAGCUGAUGAUGUUGCUGCUGAUUAAAUUGCUGCAUCUGCUGCUGAUGAAAUUGCACCAGCUGAUGAUGUUGCUGCUGCUGCUGAUUUUGCUGCUGAUGAUUAUUAUGUUGCUGAUUAUUAUGAUGGUUCUGCAUGCUGCUGAUGCUGCUGCUGAUGAAGAAUUCCUCACUCAAGAGCGCGCCACGUGAUUGGUCCACGUGGCACCCAGCAACCUCCAACCAUCGCCUCCUCUGAUUGGACGGUGCCCCCGAGCAUCGUGCGCUCCUAUUGGCUCAGCCGCGCAGGAAACGUCAUAGCCGAUUCGAUUCCUAAUUAUAGCUCGAUACGAUUCAGCCGCUGUUCAACAGAGGGCGGUGGGAAUCGAUGAUCGAUUCUAUGAAUCGUUUGUUGUUGGCUUCUCAGAAUGGAGAGAAUCGAUUGAAUCGAAUCGAAACUGCGGAAUCGCGUUUGGAUCGCCCCUCGCGAGCUACAAACUGAGCGCCGACGCCGGCCACGAGGGUUGCGAUGGAUCUCCUGCGAGGCAGCACCAGGAGCCGCUGCUGCUGCCAUCUGCUGCUGCUGCUGCUGCUGGGACACUGCACCUUGGCACAGCUGUGGGCAGUCGCCAGCCCCUCGUGGUGGUCGCUGGCGCUGUGGGCCCCAAACUUCGACCCCUCCGAGCACCGGCUGCUGUGCGUCGUGGCGCCGGGGCUGUCCCCCCGGCAGCGCAACAUUUGCCUGCAGCGCCCGAACCACGUGGCGCACGUGGCCGAGGGCGCCCGGCUGGCGCUGGCCGAGUGUCGGCACCAGUUCCGGGCCAAGCGCUGGAACUGCUCCACGCCGGACUCCGCGUCUCCUCAGCAGGGUGGGGGUGGGGGCCCAGGCACGCGCGAGGCGGCCUUCGUCUGGGCCGUGACGGCCGCGGGGCUGGUGCACGCGGUGGCGCGCGCCUGCCGCCACGGGGCGCUGCCGGGCAGCUGCUCCUGGGUGGUGCCCGGCUCCACGCAGCAGCAGCAGCUGCCGCGACACGGAGCCCGGCGGGGCGGCGCCGCCGACGACGUCGAGUACGGAUACCGCUUCGCCAAGUGGUUCGUGGACACGCGGAGACAACCACGGGGAGGGGGGGGAGGGGGGGAGUCUGUUGCGAAGCUCGGACAGAUGAACCAGCACAACACGGAGGCCGGCCGGCUGGCGGUGUACAAUCUGGCGCACGUGGCCUGCAGGUGCCAUGGUCUACACGGCACCUGCACGCUCAAGACCUGCUGGCAGCAGCUCGCAGACUUCCGCCAAGUCGGCGACCUGCUGAAGGAAAAGUACGAGAGAAGUUCCGCCAUGCGGCUGGUCAGCCACGACAGCAGCAGCGGUGGUCCCGGUGGCGGCGGUCGCGGUGAAGCCGGCGGCAGCGGCGGCGACGCCCGCCGGUCCCGCCGGCGGCUGGAGCCGGUGAACGAGUGGCUGGUGGCGCCGACGCCGAGCGACCUGGUGCACGUGAGCGCCAGCCCCGACUACUGCGAGGGGGGCGGCACGGCGGGGGGGGGUCCGUGCAACGUCACCUCGCGGGGGGGGCGGGGGGGGGGCUGCUCCCUCACGUGCUGCGACAGAGGAUACGACACCUCGCAAGUCACGGUGGAGACGCAGUGCGGCUGCAAGGAGCAGCUCCAGCGGAACGUCCAGUGCAAGCUGUGCCCGUGGACGGUCGACCAGUUCUACUGCAAGUAGCCUGCAGCAAGUAGCCUGCAGCAAGUAGCCUGCAGCAAGUAGCCUGCAGCAAGUAGCCUGCAGCAAGUAGCCUGUGGCCUCGGCUGGAAUCGGACUCCGUCUGGUUUCGGCCGGUACCCGUGGGCCCCACCGGCACCACGGCACCCACCGCACGUCGUCACCGCGAGCCGCUCUGCACCGUGCCGAUGUACACCGGAGUACCGCACACUUUACACUACAGCACCCUUGUGUGUACACUGCAGUGUACACACUUUACACUACAGCACCCUUGUGUGUACACUGCAGUGUACACAC